CACGAAGCUGGUACUUUUAAGACUCUUUUUUUGGAAGUUGUGUCGGAAGUUGCUGGUGCUAAUCCUUUUUCUGGUAUAAAAUGGGAACUUCUGGAUACGUUCAAUGAUACCGGUGGCUUUGAUAAUACAGGAUGUGGCUGAUAUUCUUCUUCUUCUGUCGAGCCACUGAUUCUUUGAUGUACUUUCACAAAGUCCUGGCUAUGCUUGUGGGGAUCGCAGAUCUUCAUGCUUUGAUUCUUUUUAUCUUUCGUUGCUCUUGAAUAUUUGAAGUUCCCGACUAAAUCAUCGGGUGAGAUCCACAGUGUCUUCUUACCUCCGUCUUCUAUCAAAAGGUUUUCGACUAAAACCGCCCCGGAUUUUUCGUCAAUUUGGACUAAUUUGCAAGGGAGAUUCAUCUCUCUUUCGUAGCAUGUSCUGUCAGAAGAACAAAAACGCAACUGAUGAGAGACAAAGGCGCAUCACAACCACAUUGCAGGUCUACUUGUUUCUCAAACUUACGCUCCCUCUACUAGAUCGGUUCUAACACGGAAAGCACCAUUUGCGAAAACACGCUUAUUCAAAUAAAAUUUGUUUUCAAUAAAUUUGCGUUCGCCAUUGGUUUUCACAUUUUCUUCACUUUCAUCGUCAAAGAAUCUAAUGCUCCCGUUAUUUGAACAUAGAACCCCCGUUCGGUAAAUCUUCUUUUCACCAUAGACUGGAUUUGGCCUUGUAUACCAAAGAUAUGAGAUGAGUUGUCCAGGUUGCGGGAUAAUGUAAGUAUCAUCAUCCUUUGGUUCAAAAGGUGGUGGCACAUGGGAUUCUCGUUUUAUUGUCUCCAAUUUCUCAUUAUUCAUUUUCAAUCGAUCGGAGGCUCUCUUUACUCCUGCGCAUCGAGCAAGUUGUCGAAUUUCUGGGUGAUUCCUUUUCAAACGCCGUCUUUGCUUCGAACAAUAUCGUGGUCUCUUGAUGAAAACAUCGGAUAUUUUUAUUUCGCUCUCGUGUUCUGAAGUUAAAGAACAUCUCCAAUGUUUUGUCGCUCUCUUCCGCUCAUUAUUCUUUCUUUCUCGCUCAAUUCGCUUUUUCCUUUGCCUUUUUAAUGUGGGCUGAAGAAGGAGGUUAUGCUCUAUCGUUGUUGACGGUUUCUGCCAGUCGUGUUGGAGUGUUUUCCGAGUUGAUCGCCUUUUCGAUGGUACGGGGACCUUGAACACUUUUUUCCCCAAUUCGAGCCUCUGCCUUUUCACGGGCUCGAUAGGCCUGCCAAUUUUUUCUGGAGGCGAGAACAUUUGUACAGCCGAUAUCUUGAUCAACUAUCGAACGAUUACUGAUGGCUUUCCAUUCGAUUUUUAUCAGAAAAAAAAACAGCUCCUCUUGAGAAAAACACACGUAAUUGAAAUUUGUUCCUUGAAAAGGAAAGGGGAGGAUAAUGUAACUUUCGUCUAGGAAGAAUUAAUGUACCGUUCGUAGAAGAAAAGGUACGUUUGUACUGAACUUUCGUACGGUACGGAAGCCCGAUUUUAGGUACGCUCAGGUAGCCAGGGGUCUGACGGUACGUAGCUACAACAUGAUGGUUGACACAAAGCAGAUCUGAGUUUCAAAUUACUCGAAGUAACAAAUGGUGCGCGAAGCUAUCGCACUACGUACGUAACGGACAUCUCUGCAAUUCUGUUUCGCUCUUCAUGAACAUCCUGAAGGGGAUUGGGAAACAAGCUUUUUGCAUUUUACUCAUAACCUGUUAUAUCGGAGCUCCAAUUCGUGCACGUCCCACUCGAUAGUCGAUUCAUCUGCCGGUGCCUAACGUACGAGUAGUACGUACGUGAGCGUACUUUCAGUAAAUUUUACCGAAAUACGARURCGGGUUCUUCAAUACUACCGUAAACUAUGGUACCAGGUACCGUACUUUGUAUUCCGCAUCAUUUUGCGAGCCAGGCCGCGCGCCAUCCGUCUCAGGUUGAAAACGGUUAGUCUAAAGCAGUUAAAAACUAGCUGCGCCCGUAAUUCCCGUUGCUCGAUAAUCGUAAUAUGGCUUAAGUACAUGUGUCACUGUUGCUAACGUAUAAUCAUUACGUUGUACAGCAGAUAUUUUGAGUAUGUAGUACACAGUGUAGCAGACAAGCACAAUGACCAAAGACGGAGAAGAAGUCAAUAGAACACASCGUAGCGGUGGCGUUAAAGAGCAAGGAGGGGUACCAACUCGUUCGAUCAAAGACUACGGUACCAUGUUCUCCUUUGGAAGCAAGCGAGAGGACCUUGUUCAUGUUGCUCCAGACAGAUCGUCAAUCGCAGGCAAUCCAUAUCAGCAGUAUCAACUAGCRCGUCGAAACAGCGCCCCCCGACCGGGUGAACAAAAGGAUCCACGAAGUGGAAGCGUGGGAACAAAGGGUCGGAUGUUUUACAAAGGCAAGAAAUCAAGCACGAUAAACAGCAAGGGCGUCUCUAAAUCCCCUGGCCAACGGCCACAAGAGGGUAAACGAUACUCUACGAGUAAUGGAGGAAGUCAGCGUAAUAUUCGUACCAAUGAUAACAUGCCAGAUGUAAGCGUCAACGAGACAUCGAAUGGGAUAGAAGUAUCCUUUCCUGGCAUUCAAUCCUCUGGAAAUGCUCUUGGAAACAAAAUUAAUGCGAUGAAAGUGAAACCUGUAAUUUCUCUGAAAGAACGUAUUCGGGAGCGUCAAAGAGUAUAUAAAAAUCAAUUUUCUACUGUAGUAGCGACAUCUAGCAAUGUCACUUCUACUGCUGCGAAUGCGAACAACUGGAGGCCGAAGGGGCAUAGGAUUCCGUUGCUAGGGAUCUCUGCAGUCGACACGGCGUAUGCAGAUGCGCUGCAGUUGCUUAAAGAUGCACCUGCUGUCGACGAACGGAAAGCUGUGCAACAAGAGUUAAGUAUGCUUGAAACCGAGCUUUCUUCGUUGCAACAAGAUCGAAUGUGGUUGAAACAAGGCAUGAACGUCAGUAGAAGUAAUGCCGGGAGCGAUAGUAUUGGUAACAAGGAAAAUGUUUCGGGCACGUGGAACACCCACAAGUUGCUAAAAGACGAUGCUACCAAAAAGCAACCUUUGUCGGUAUCUGAGCGAAGCGCACUUCAAAAGCAACGUGGGACUUCCAUCACGAUUCAUUUCAGAAAUGCCAACACGAAGGAAAUCUUGGUUCACAAUAUUGUCGGCGAGCAGCAUAGUGCACAGAUAACAAGUCUGUGCAAGAAUGAUCACAGCAUCACAACAAUCAUGCCAGCCAACAAUCGCUCCGUAGAAAGCGCAGCGAUGAAUUUUCAGCAUGCGAAUUUGCUUUCCGCCACGGAUUCAAAGUCGAUUGAUUCGGGCUUUUACGUCUCUCGAGAUGUCGGUCAGUCGCAAAUUAUUGGGAAAUUGCCAAAUCGACUUGCUCGUCGGUUUCAGCAUGAUGAAGGAGUAACUACUGAUGCAGCCGAACGACCAAAAGUCGAGGAUUUGAUGUAUCUAAGCACUGGUUCACUUGGGUGUUAUUUUGCCAAAUUUCAGUCUGGAGAAUGUUGGUGGGGGUCAGCCGCCGAGGAUCCUGAUUUUCAGUAUGUUAUGCAAUCGUGGGAUGUUUAUCGAGUAGCUUUUGGUCCGAUUGAGACUAUCCAAGUUUAUCAACCGGAGCAGCAUCCCUCGUCCAAAAACAGUGGUGUCAGGUACAARUCAUUACCUAGUAACUCGUGGAUCAUUUUGAGUCACGAUGGAAGAGCGGUUUGGAAAAAUCUGCCCUCACAGCUCUCAAAGAUAUUGGAACGUAGAAUGGCAAAUUCGGCAGCACCUGUGGAGGUCUCAUUAGGACCAGGAGAUUCCUACUUCGUACGUUUUUUGGAUGGUUCUAUCGAUUAUUCCUUGCCAUCUAAGAUCGCACGAGCAUGCGAACGAAUCGAGGAGAGGGGUGGAACGAUCACCAAUGUUUGUCUGCAUCCUGACAUAUCUCAUGACUUCAUCAUUCGUCAUACUGAAUUGACGAGGUGAUUUUAUGGUGAAAAUGAAACGAUGUGCAAAACAUAGAUAAUGCAUAAGCAAUACCUACGGCGGGGKCAGGAUUAUUCGCGUUGAUCCCAACGCCAACGCCAUUUUGCCACGCUACACGUAAYUAACAGCGUGUAACAUAAUUACAAUAUAGUCACAACAGCUGU
This is a messenger RNA of Pseudo-nitzschia multistriata, 4111 nucleotides long. The record is from the annotation of a GenBank genome assembly. NCBI's taxonomy places the organism in Eukaryota, Bacillariophyta, Bacillariophyceae, Bacillariales, Bacillariaceae.